AUGUCCGAUACUCAGCUCGCUGAUCAAUUCCUAUACCAAUCUUCGCUUAAGAGCGAUCCGGCCGUUAAGGUCAGCUCUCGAAAGCGUGUGCCGUACGUCAUCGAUCUAAACCAGGGUUCGUAUGCGAAUGGUAUUAUUACGAUUGAUGCUACAGCUCAGCUUAAUGGGGUUGAGGGAUUUGCCUGCCUCAGAGAUGCCUACGUUGUCAUUCCGUACAAGGUGAGUAUGAAGAAUACUCAUGCUUCUACUGCGCUUGCUGCGGCUGCCAACCGACUGAGCGUUGGUCUCAAAUGCGAUGUAUGGAAUGUUAUCGAUGGUAUGUCGCUGGAGCUUAAUGGUAAGAGCUUGAUUUCGAUGAGUGAGUAUAAGCUGUUUGCUAACAACCUUCGUGCUCAAGCAGAGACCUCACUCGACUAUGUAAAUAAGCAUGGUGCUGAGGCUUUCUUAUUCCCCGAUAGCUCUGGCUCGUUGUUAUUCUCGUCUGCUACAAGCAGCCUGUAUGGUGAUGGUUAUUCGAAUACGGCUUCGGAUAUCACUCCUGCUUUGGGUACGGCUUCUACAGGUGCUGGAGUUCUUGCAUCCAACGAAGGCUUCUUUGGGCGAGGGGCCUUCGUCCCCGGUGGAACUGCUGCUGCUGCUAUCGCAGGAACGUGGAAUUACAUGCUCAAGAUCAAGUUGGUUGAUCUCCACCCGAUCUUCAAGGAGCUUGAUCUCAUGGCUAAUCCUCAGAUCAAGCUUCGUUUCCGCGUAAAUCAGGGAUCGGCCGUAAUCAACCUUAGCAGUACUAAAGCUAUGUCGCUUUCAUCGACUACGCUUGUUUCUGGUCAAUCAUGCCCGAUCAUGGUAGCCUCUUCGGCUGGGUCUGCUCCUAAUAGCGGAGUAUUUAAUGCUACGACCGCAGGUCAGAUCUCGGUGGCAUGGGGUGCUAUUACCAAUUUUCUUGAGCCAACCAUUGAUAGCACCUAUUUCCCUUUUACUACUACUCGUCUGUACGUACCAUUCCUUGAUCUCGAAAAUCCUCAAGCUCUGAUCAGCAAGCCUAACAAGACUGUCCGAUACAUGGAUUAUUAUGCGCAAUGGUUCUACCAACGCGCAGGUACUGGCGUCAGCUCUACUCAGCUGAACACUGCAUUCGAUCUACAGCUGUCUGCCAGUCUUAAGAAUGCCAAGGUAGUUGCUCUUCUACCGUUUGCUGAGACUUCGUCUGGAAAUUUCAAUAGCUCUACUAUUCAGCAGUUCCAGUCGUGUUUCGAUAGUGCCCCUUGGACUGUUCAGCCUGGUUCGUCGAUUCGCAACUUUAAUGUUCGUAUUGGUUCGCAGCAAGUAUUUGAUAUCUCGUAUGACUACGAUUUCCAGGGCUUCAUCAAUGAGUUCGCUAAGCUUGGAUCGAUUAAUGGUGAUCUAACUAAGGAACUAUCGAAUGGUCUGAUCGAUUACCAAACCUGGCAGCAAACCAAUCGUGUGCUUGUAGCAGACGUAUCUCGUCUGACCGAGAAGGAUGUUCCACAGAGCAUCCAGGUUAUGGGAACGAAUGCUUCGACACAGGGUUGCAACAUGCUUGUACUGGUUGGCUUUGAAAAUGAGAUGACGUACAAUCGAUUGACUGGAGAGGUACUCGAAUAUACCUCUAACUAA
Molecule: messenger RNA, 1635 nt
Organism: Phytophthora sojae
Lineage: Eukaryota; Oomycota; Peronosporomycetes; Peronosporales; Peronosporaceae
Exons: 2
Coding region: 1-1635 (544 amino acids)
Source: RefSeq, a predicted model, not a curated record